UCUCCAUGAUGACGCCAUGUUAACAUUUUUAACACAAAUUUUUCUAUGGCCACUGCCGAGUACUAACCGAGCUUGAGUUCCACAAUUCAUAAUCAUAAUUACUAAUUAGUUGAACCGCCGACCUGUGAAUGGUCUCCAGUAUGGGUUACAGCCGAAAUCCAAUAUCAUCAUCGAGAGAUCGUAGACGUGGGCGAGAUAGACGAAGUCGAAGUCCGAUACGACGGCGUGGUGGUGGCGGUAGAGGAGGUAGAGGUGAUCCAGGUUCUAACUUACGUAAACCUCGAUGGGAAACAAAAAAACUGGAACCAUUUAAAAAAGAUUUCUAUUUACCGCACGAAGCUGUCCAUAAUAGAUCAAAAUCAGAAAUAGAAAAAUACAGAGAAGAGAAAGAAAUAACAUUAGUUGGUGAAAAUAUUCCAAAACCAAUAUUUAAGUUUGAUGAAAGUGGCUUCCCUGAAAUAAUUAUCAAGGAAUUAAAAAAACAAGGUUUUGUUGAACCUACUGCAAUUCAAGCACAAGGAUGGCCAAUAGCUUUAUCUGGGAAUAACUUAGUUGGUAUUGCGUCUACUGGUUCUGGAAAAACAUUAUCGUAUAUUAUUCCUGCUUUAAUACAUAUUUCUCAUCAACGAAAAUUGUCACGUGGUGAUGGACCUAUUGUAUUAGUAUUGUCUCCAACCCGAGAAUUAGCCCAACAAAUACAAACGGUUUGUGAUGAUUUUGGUGAUGCAUUUGGAGUCAGUAGUACAUGUUUAUUUGGUGGUGCACCAAAAGGUGGUCAGGCAGCUGAUUUAAGUCGUGGAGUUGAAUUAGUUAUUGCUACACCAGGACGUUUAUUAGAUUUUCUUGAAAGUGAACGUACAAAUAUGUGUCGAUGUACUUACCUUGUUUUAGAUGAAGCUGACAGAAUGUUGGAUAUGGGGUUUGAACCGCAGAUUCGAAAAAUUAUUGAUCAAAUAAGACCAGAUAGACAAGUAUUAAUGUGGUCUGCAACAUGGCCCAAAGAAGUGAAGAAUUUGGCUGAAGAAUUUUUAGAUGAGUAUAUACAAAUAAAUAUUGGUUCCCUUACUUUGGCAGCUAACCAUAAUAUUCAACAAAUUGUUGAAGUCUGCCAGGAGUAUGAUAAAGAAACUAAGUUAAUAUCUCUACUAAAGAAAAUAAUGGAUGAAGAUGAAAACAAAACUAUUAUUUUCAUAGAAACUAAACGACGAGUGGAUGAAAUCACGAGAAAGAUUAAAAGACAUGGGUAUUCAGCUGUAUGUAUUCAUGGUGAUAAAUCACAAUAUGAGAGAGACAAUGUUUUAAAAGAUUUCAGAGAUAGUCGUUAUCCUAUUUUGGUUGCUACUGACGUGGCUGCUCGUGGACUUGAUGUGGAAGAUGUGAAGUUUGUAAUCAAUUUUGACUACCCAAAUAACUCUGAAGACUAUGUACAUCGCAUUGGUCGUACUGGCCGAUCUCACAAGACUGGUACAGCUUACACAUUCUUUACACAAUCAAAUGCCAAACAAGCUGCAGACUUGGUUUCAGUUCUCACAGAAGCCAAUCAGACUAUUAGUCCCAAACUGAAAGACAUAGCUGAUAGUUUUCGUUCUAAUGGAUUUUCAGGAAGAGGUGAUAGACGACGUGGAUGGAGGAGUGGUCGAUCAAAAAAAUCUAAGAGCCGUUCACGGAGCCGUGAUCGGUAUAGACGUAGAUCAAUUUCUAGAUCUAGGUCUAGAUCAUACUCUAGGUCAAGAAGCCGUAGUCGUUCACGAUCAUAUGAUAGACAUCGACGACAUAGGCGUAGCAGGAGCUCGGAUUAAUGAUGAUUAACGAACAAACAAUUAAUUUCAAUUUUGGUUGUUUUAUACUUAUGCAAUAUUUUUAUUUAUAUUUUGCAAUAGAUUUCCCAU
This is a messenger RNA of Melanaphis sacchari, 1889 nucleotides long. Its product is annotated as probable ATP-dependent RNA helicase DDX5. The coding region runs from base 129 to 1799 and encodes 556 amino acids. Gene Ontology annotation, cellular component: ribonucleoprotein complex; nucleus; cytoplasm. NCBI's taxonomy places the organism in Eukaryota, Metazoa, Arthropoda, Insecta, Hemiptera, Aphididae. The transcript has 14 exons. The record is from RefSeq and is a predicted model, not a curated record. Gene Ontology annotation, molecular function: RNA helicase activity; RNA binding; ATP binding.